Molecule: messenger RNA, 1919 nt
Organism: Topomyia yanbarensis
Lineage: Eukaryota; Metazoa; Arthropoda; Insecta; Diptera; Culicidae
Product: adenosine deaminase 2-like
Exons: 2
Coding region: 236-1705 (489 amino acids)
Biological process (GO): inosine biosynthetic process; adenosine catabolic process
Molecular function (GO): adenosine deaminase activity
Source: RefSeq, a predicted model, not a curated record
AGAUUCGCGACUAGUACCAUAUCGAUAACGAAUAGAAAAAAAAAUCGCAACAUUAAAGCGUGAGUCUACCGUUGUGCGCGAUUACCCGGUGGUACCAAUACGUCUAACACAUUGCCUUGUCAGCAUUUUGCACCUCCAUCGGCGACAGCUUCGAGUGCCUGUUCAUUCAGUACCAGCUAGAAUAUACAUCAGGUGGGAUCGUUAACUCAGUGAUUACAGUAUAGUUUGGAUUGAAAUGUCGCGUGUUUCUUUCGAGCAAUUUCAAGUGCAACGUGCAGAGUUCAUCAACCAGGAAGAAAACCGUGCUCUUGGAUCCGAUGUAGUUCUGAAUGAAGAUGAACAGAAAGUAAAUAGUCAUAUAAUGAAGCUGAAAAAAGCUGAAUUGGAUGUUGGAUUUAAAACACCACGGGAUUUUACACCUGCAAGACAUUUCUUCCAGGCGCUGGAUAAAAUCAAAGCAUCUCCUCUGUUUCAACUAAUCCAAAAAAUGCCUAAAGGAGCAAUCCUUCAUGCGCACGAUACGGCGAUCGGCAGUAUGGAAACAAUAGUGAAAGCCACCCACAAAGACCACCUGUGGCAGAACGGUGACUUCGAUCGACCAGAUCCACCAAAGUUCCAGUUUUCCAAAUCCAAACCCAAUCCGCUCAAUGGUUCCGAAUGGCGGUCGGUGGCCGCGAUCCGCAGAGAAAUCGGGAAUGAGGGCUAUAAUAACAACAUUCGAAAUUUAUUCAGCCUCUACCACGCGGAUCCAGUGAAUGCUUACCAAUGCAUUAAUCAAAUUUGGGGUACAUUUUCUAACAUUUUUAUAUCACUUGAACCGAUCGUUACCUACAAACCCGUUUGGGAAGAAUACUUUUACCAAUCGCUUGAAGAACUGUACGCGGAUAACGUUAGCUAUCUGGAGUUUCGUGGGGUCUUACCGCCAGUAUACGAUCUCGAAAAUCAUACCUAUGGACCCGAAGAAAUAGUCCAGAUAUACUACGACCUGUCGGAAAAGUUCAAGAAAACGCACCCGGACUUCAUUGGCGUAAAGUUUAUAUAUGCCCCCCAUCGGCUGGGUGAUGAUGAUGCAUUCAAAGGGUAUAUGGAUAUUGCUGAAAGUUUGCACAAAAAGUUCCCAGCGUUCGUGGCCGGGUUCGAUCUAGUUGGACAGGAGGAUCUGGGCAGACCGCAUGUCGAUUUCAACGAGCGACUACUUAAAAUGAGCCCAGCCAUACAGUUUUUCUUCCAUGCAGGGGAAACGAACUGGAACUAUGGUACGGAUGAGAAUUUGAUCGACGCCAUACUGCUGGGAACGAAACGAAUCGGUCACGGCUUCGCCGCCAUCAAACAUCCCCGGGUGCUAGAGGAAAUAAAAAAGCGAAACAUUUGCAUCGAACUGAACCCGAUCUCCAACCAGGUGCUGAAGCUGGUCGACGACUUCCGAAAUCAUCCGGGCUCGUACUAUUUCUCCGACAACUACCCGGUAGUGAUCUCAUCGGAUGAUCCAGCUUUCUGGUGUGCCUCGCCACUAUCCCACGACUUCUACAUCGCGUUUCUCGGGUUGGCUUCAGCCCGGCAGGACCUACGGCUGUUGAAGAAACUUGCCCUGAAUUCCAUAGAAUAUAGUGCCAUGAGCAAGGCGGAGAAGGUCGAAGCGAAGCACAAGUGGAAUAUCGCAUGGAACAACUUUAUCGACCAAACCAUUAAAUCGAUUGCGGAAUAGGUGCGGCAAUCUUCCAACAUGUCAGUAUUGGUGGGGCAGCGUCACCGCUUAGCGUAACCAGCAACGGUAUCUCAAACAUCGGUGCUAGUGCGUUGUGGGUGUCGGAGAUAAAGUACUCAUCUAGGGUACACAUUCUUGCGCUGAACAGCGAUGAAUUCAUUGUUAUCGGAGCCUAUCUAUCUUAUCAAAUAAGCAAUAAAUCAUGGGAACGACA